AUGGCGAGCGGUCCGCUGGUCUUCAUCCACCCCGCGAUCGAGGAAGGUUCCGCCAACUCACCUUCCUCCGGCCACAAUAAAUCGGAGGAUGUGGUGCUGCGACGUGUGGGCGACGCCUACUUCUAUUGGAAUGCCCCCACUGCUCCCAACCAGACAAAACAGCAGGCCACUGCCUCCUCCACAUGGGAUCUCUCCGCCGAUCACCUCCUCUCCACAGACUGGUUUAGCUCUCCUCGAGGUCACUCUGACCCGAAUCUUCAGUACGUUCACACAUUGGAGCGUCCCAAUGCUGCUUAUGAGGCAGUCACUAGAUGCCUCAAUUACCUUAACCUCAACUCCAUCAGGAAAAAUCCCCCGUCUUCCUUCUCCACGGAGCUCACCUUCAACAACUGUAUGUGCGGCUCAUCAGCCAAUUCCUCCUCCGCCAUUGGUCCAACCCCCUGUUCUCCCACUCCUCCCUCCGCAGGCACUACUACGAUGACACCUAAUGGCCACUGGGUCUUACCAUGGCAACCAGGUCAACGAAAUUCACAUGGCCUCAACAAUGAGGAGGACUUCUUCAACUCGCGCUCCUUCUUUGCCAACGUCGGUAGCAUGGCAACCACUAUUGUGAAUAACCGUGGAGGAUUUUUCCCCCCACCACCCGCACCAACGACGCUGCCGCCGUCCACCCUAUUGACGACCAAUUCCUUUGAAGGUGCACCGUUUCUGCGACAAGUCUCCGGCAAGACACAGAGUGGUGUGGAAGUACCCUCAUCGAUUACGCGUCUCCCUGGAGCCAAUGGGUCCUCCUCUACCUCCACCUCUGCUGCGGGUAAUCGAAUAACCUCCACCAAUUCCUUGCAAGCGGCGGUCUUUCCACGACGCGAAGGAACAAUCUCGCCAUUGAAUCGUCGCUCCUCUGCAACAGAAUGUGUGAACAAACCCGUUCGCCCUUCUUCCGACACCAAUGUCAUCUCUCUCACUGACAAUCCUGGCGCCCCCAUGCUGAAGACGGACAGCACUCUUUCACUGGACACAGAUGCGCGUACGAAGGCUUGCUGCUUUUGCUGGUGCUGUUGCUGCUCCUGCUCAUGGCGGUUGGCUGGAAGCGGUGGGAGUCGGCUUGACCGGGAUAGUCGUAGACGAAUGGUGGUCUGCCUGACUGUGGCUAAGGCUCCCAUCGUCGUAUUCCUCUGUGGCUACAGUCCGCCGUAG
Messenger RNA from Echinococcus granulosus, 1197 nucleotides. RefSeq lists its product as hypothetical. The record is from RefSeq and is a predicted model, not a curated record. Lineage: Eukaryota; Metazoa; Platyhelminthes; Cestoda; Cyclophyllidea; Taeniidae. The transcript has 3 exons. Bases 1 to 1197 code for a protein of 398 amino acids.